AUGGAGGAGAUCAAAGAUUGUAUUGCCCAUUUGAGGAACUAUUCAGAGCAGCAGAGGACUGAGACAAAUGACAAUGAACAUGAAAUUUGUGAUGAUGAAGACAAUGAACAUGAAAGUUGUGACGAUAAACACAAUGACAAUGAAAGUUGUGAAGAUAAAGACAAUGACAAUGACAAUGACAGUUGUGACGAUGAAAACAAUGAACAUGAAAGCUGUGAUGAUGAAGACAAUGACAACGAAAGUUGUGACAAUGAAGACAAUGACAAUGAAAGUUGUGACGAUGAAGACAAUGACAAUGAAAGUUGUGACGAUGAAGACAAUGACAAUGAAAGUUGUGACGAUGAAAACAAUGACAAUGAACAUGAAAGUUGUGACAAUGAAGACAAUGACAAUGAAAGUUGUGACGAUGAAGACAAUGACAAUGAGAGUUGUGACGUUGGAGACAAUGACAACGAACAUGAAAGUUGUGAAGAUAAAGACAAUGACAAUGACAAUGACAGUUGUGACGAUGAAAACAAUGAACAUGAAAGCUGUGAUGAUGAAGACAAUGACAACGAAAGUUGUGACAAUGAAGACAAUGACAAUGAAAGUUGUGACGAUGAAGACAAUGACAAUGAAAGUUGUGACGAUGAAAACAAUGACAAUGAACAUGAAAGUUGUGACAAUGAAGACAAUGACAAUGAAAGUUGUGACGAUGAAGACAAUGACAAUGAGAGUUGUGACGUUGGAGACAAUGACAACGAACAUGAAAGUUGUUAG
This is a messenger RNA of Physella acuta, 759 nucleotides long. RefSeq names its product serine-aspartate repeat-containing protein C-like. The record is from RefSeq and is a predicted model, not a curated record. Lineage: Eukaryota; Metazoa; Mollusca; Gastropoda; Physidae.